Messenger RNA from Aspergillus tanneri, 579 nucleotides. RefSeq names its product ankyrin repeat domain-containing protein. Gene Ontology annotation, molecular function: protein binding. The record is from RefSeq and is a predicted model, not a curated record. NCBI's taxonomy places the organism in Eukaryota, Fungi, Ascomycota, Eurotiomycetes, Eurotiales, Aspergillaceae. The transcript has a single exon. Bases 1 to 579 code for a protein of 192 amino acids.
AUGUCAGAACCUAUUCCACAGAACAUAAUUAAUCAAGAGUUUCAAAAGAUCAAAGAUCUUAGAGAAGUGAGCCUAAAUGAUGAUAUAAAAUUAUAUCUUUAUAAAUCUCAGGAAUCCUUUAAAACGCAGCCCACAUUAAACCCACGGGGCCUCUGGCAAACGACCCUCCUACAUUGGGCAGCGGCAGCAGACUGCGCCAAUAUUGUGCAAUACCUUGUGAAAAACGGUGCCAAUGUUAAUAUAAAGGACAAAAAUAGAAGAACACCUCUAUUCUGGGCUGCCGAGAACUGUGCAUUUCAAACUGUGGUUAUCUUGGUGCAGAAUGGUGCUAAUGUUAAUGCCGAAGAUAAAAACUGGGGGACGCCUUUGUCAACAGUGAUCGAAGCAGGUUUAACGAAUGCUCUGUCUAAAAAGGAGGAUUGCUCCAAAAUCAUUGGAUACCUGGAAGAAAUGGGAGCACAAUACGAGCUCAAGCAUUCGUGGUGGGAAAGAACAGCUUGGGCUUUAGGAGGAAAUGCUAAACCUAUGGCAGUUGCACCGAUUUGUCAUUGCGUCGAUUUUAGAGUUAGAAGGGCUUAG